Mangifera indica (mango) is the source of this 1085-nucleotide messenger RNA. RefSeq names its product F-box protein SKIP28. The record is from RefSeq and is a predicted model, not a curated record. NCBI's taxonomy places the organism in Eukaryota, Viridiplantae, Streptophyta, Magnoliopsida, Sapindales, Anacardiaceae. The transcript is spliced from 2 exons. Bases 1 to 1044 code for a protein of 347 amino acids. Gene Ontology annotation, cellular component: cytoplasm. Gene Ontology annotation, molecular function: protein binding.
AUGCAUUCCUACUAUAAUUCAUUUCUGAAACUUAAGAAAGUGCUCAUGGAAACUUCAGAAACGGAGCAAAAAUUGGAGCUCGCAGUCAUUGAAAAUUCCUUGGAGAAGAUGUCAAUUAUCCGUUCUCACCAUUUAGAAGAAGCAGCCGUUGCAGGACCUCCUCAUGAAGCUUUGUUUGUUGUCUUAACUUAUCUUACUUUAUACGAGCUUCUCAUCAUGAGUGAAGUCUGCAAGUCACUGAGACACGCAAUAGAGAACGACGUCCUUCAAUGGCUCGUCGUGCAGAGGCCUCUGAAUUGGCGACUUUCUGAUGAGAUUUUGGUGAAACUUUCUUUGAAAAUGAAGGGAAAGCUCACAGCUUUGGGCUUGAUCAACUGUAUGAAGAUCACUGAUUCCGCUCUCCUUCAUGUCGUCCAAAAUAACCCUCUUAUCAACACGCUUCACAUUCCAGGAUGCAUUGGCUUAACCCCUGAAGGAAUCAUAAAAGCUGUGGAAAUUUUUUCCAAGCAAAACCACACCCUAAAAAGCUUACAAGUAACUGGAAUUUACAGCAUCAAAAAAGAACACCUUGAGAUACUUCACUCACAUCUCAAACUGAGGCCAUCAGACCCCAAGAAUCAGAAUCAGCCCCUGCUGUAUCACGAAUACAGAAAUCCUUCGUCAUUGCCUUUGCCUGCGAGCUGCCGGAGAAUAGAUGUUGAAAUGUGUCCAAGGUGCAACCAAGUGAGGGUUGUUUUUGAGUGUUCAAAGAUGCUGUGUAAUAGAAAGGACAAGAGCAAAUGGUUCAGGGAAUGCAGGGGCUGCUGUGUUUGCAUUCCAAGGUGUGGUCAGUGUGGUGCAUGUAUGGAUUAUGACGAGCAAGAAGAGGCUGCUUGUAUGGAUAUAUUGUGCUCAGUCUGUUGGCUUCAUCUUCCAAAAUGUGAUUUCUGUAACAAGCCUUAUUGUAAAAAGCAUGCCUAUCUGCGGACUGUUUCUCCUGGCUCCAGUGGCUUUCUUUGUGAUGUAUGCCAGGAUGAGAGCCAGGAUUUCUAUGUCAUUGACUAAUUUAAAUGGGGUAAUACUGGACAUACAAACUUCUUCAUAAA